This is a messenger RNA of Cucurbita pepo subsp. pepo (vegetable marrow), 637 nucleotides long. RefSeq names its product thioredoxin H5. NCBI's taxonomy places the organism in Eukaryota, Viridiplantae, Streptophyta, Magnoliopsida, Cucurbitales, Cucurbitaceae. The record is from RefSeq and is a predicted model, not a curated record.
UCUAUUCAUCGCUUCAUUUUCAAAUUCAGGGACGACUUCUGCAAGACACCGAUUUUUUUGUUUGAACCAAUGGCUGCAGAAGGACAAGUGAUUGUGGUUCGUAAGGUUGAAGAAUUCGAUGCGCUUGUUAAGCAAGGAAUCGAGGCUGGUAAACUGAUUGUGGUGGAUUUUACUGCUUCCUGGUGCCCGCCAUGCCGUUUCAUUGCUCCAGUAUUCGCAGAGAUGGCUAAGGCGCACGUCAAUGUCGUUUUCCUGAAAGUGGACGUCGAUGAGUUAAAAGAAAUUGCUCAAAAGUUCGAUGUUACGGCAAUGCCGACCUUUGUUUUCCUGAAAGGAGGGGCGGAAGUUCACAGGAUUGUGGGUGCUGACAAAGUGGAGCUGGGGAAGAAAGUAUUGGAAUUAGGAGCACCAGCUGCCACUUCCUCUGCUUAGAUGGUGAGCUUGAUGGAUCGUUCUGCUUCUUAUUAUUAUGGUGUGAUAUGAUGAUUCUGGUUUCGAGUUUGUUCUGCUUGUGGAUUUGAUGGCAUUGUGUCGGAGAUGUUUACUUGUGUUCUUUGCAUGUCCGUAAUAAAACAUAUGUACAAUAAGAUUCAGUAUAUCUAUGAUGAUGUAUCUGCCGAAGCUUUUACUUCUCUCC